AUGCCUUUCAAGCCCUUCGCACACCUCGCUCGAGUUAGUAUCGCGAAAGGAAUUGGCCAUACCUACGCUCCAUCCGUUGUCGCUGCACCUUCGACCCUCGGGCUUAACAACAAUCACAGUGUUGCCAAAUUCACCAAAGGCGCACACCUACAGCAGACCUUCACUGGUACCGGGUCGUCUGGCGCAGGCGCCAAAGCCGGUUAUUCUACACAAGCCUCAACCGGGGAUUCGGGUCUUGCGCAAUACUAUGCUGCCUGGCAACAUGCCCAGCAGACUGGAGAUGACUCCGACUUCAAGCAGCACCUGAGUGCUCGGACCGUCUCGUGGAAGCAGCCGGAGAACAAUGUACAGCGCCUCGAGUCUCCACGACCCAUCGACCUUCUACGACUUCCGACCAGACCCGCGCUCAGCCGAGUCCAGAGCGAGAGUGUCAUUCAUGAUGGAAAAUCCUCGGAUGAGGUGGUGGUUCUGAAUGACAAGGCCGCCGAAGUCGAGUACAUUCAAGUCUCCCGUGACCUGGCCGAUGAGUUUGCCGUCGAGAGCGAAGUCGGAACACCGUUAGCCAGUUCUCGCGCGGCCUCUCCAGCGAUUGAGAAGUCGACCAAGUCUACCGAAUCCCAAUCCGAGUCGCUCACUGAUGCUACAUCAGCCGCGUCCGAGGAAGCCUACCUUUUGUCAGACAAGAUUGUGAAGCUUGGGCAGCAGCGUCGAUAUGCUGAGAUUCCCGCCAUAUACCAGAACAUUGUCGAAGAAGGUCUUAUCCCCUCGGUCGAUGCGUACAACCACAUACUGGUGUCCGCUAUCCACCUGCAUGUCAACUACGAACCAUGGCACAAGGCUCUCGUCAUUUGGUCGGAUAUGACUCAGCGGGCAGUCCAACCGAAUGAUGCAACUUACGGUAUCCUGAUCGAGUUCCUCACCUCCACUGCUCUCCACGUUCAGCGAGUUCAAAAGCUCCUCGACGAGCGCGCUACCAGAUAUGGUACUCGUUCGCAGCCUUUUGUGCUCAGCUCUGCUGCUCAUGAGCAGCAACUGUACGCUGACGACACCUCGCUGAGCUUUGCUAACAAGUUUUACAACAUCGCCCGUGGCACCAUCAAAGAUUUCUCACUAUCGGCUGCGGCGUACAAUGGCUUGGCCCGUGCUUGUGCUCAGUCCGGAAUGUUUGAGCAGCUCACAACACUCCUGUCCGAUAUGAAGCUCAACCAGGUACGCAUCGAUCCUCGAAACUAUACCUAUAUCAUCGACGCCUAUGCUUCCGCCAGAGAUUCCUCGGCCGCGCAGAAAGUCUACGAGGAGUAUCGCGAGUUUGCUAUAACUAGGGCCGCCAACGAUCCCUUGGAUAUGAGGGUGUAUGCUUCUCUGAUUAAGGCGUAUCACGCUGCAGACCAGGCCGACACUGGCCUCAACUUUUACCAAAAGGUGCUCGACUCUUUCAAUGGCUCGGCCAACCAGGAGAUACUAUCCAACAACCUGACGGCUGCUUUCGUCCUCGAAGGCUUGGUCCAAUACCACAUUGACAACCAGGCCUUCGCUACCGCCGUCACGUCCAUUGAUGCUUUCUCGCCUGAAUCACAUGUUCGUGAACAAGCUCUUAGCAAAAUUGCUUCUGCUGCUGCCGACGCCAACAGCAUUGCGGAUGCUAUUGUUGCCUACCAUGCCAUCUCAGUGGCCGAGGCUAAGUCUACUUCGAUCAUGGCUAUGACAGCCAUGCAUCUACGGGCCAAGGACUUUCGUUCAGCCCGGGCAAUCUGGAGUGAGUCCAAGUUUGUACCUGUUCGUCCGACCACCGACUUUGCAACCAUGUAUGGUAUGGCGCUGAUUCGGGAGGGAGCUAUCGAUGAGGCCAUCAAUGAAGCUCGCGACAUGUUCAACAUCAUUAGGAGCUCGGCAACUAGUCAAGCAAGCCGCAACAUUGCUAUGUCCGAGAUCGAUGAGGCCGUCAUCCUCUUUGGCGAAGCUCUUCGAAAGACACAAGCCCGAGUUUCAGCUCAGUCGAGUGUCAGCUUACUUCGGGCGAUGAUCGAGAACGGUGGGCUUGUGUCACCGGUUGCGGAGCACGCUGUGGCCAGUCUGCAGCCUGAUUGUGUUCACCAACUCAGCGCUCAGGACAUCGGCAUUGCUCUUCAUGUUCAAGCUCAGAUUCUCACAACUGAUCAGUCCAUCAGCAUGGACAACGCUCACAACCAGCGCUUUGCCCAUCUCGUCGAGACGGCUAUCAACCGUGCAAUUCCUCUUGACCCUUCGACCCCUCCCGUCGUUGGAGAGGCAAUUCCUCAGAUUGCUGCCCUCCGUCCCGAUCUUGUUCAGCGAUGGCACGAUUACCGCAAUCCCGCUCCCAAGCCUGCUCCCUCUCUACCUGCAACCCCCAUCACGCCUCAUGUUGGCUUCGUUGAGCAACCACCAGUCGUUGACACCUACGACCCAUAUGCUCAGCUGACGGAUUUCCGGGCUUCCAAGAUUAUUUCGGAACUGCUAGAGAGCACCACUGGUCGUAUCGAGAACCACCUCAGCGACUCUCUCUCGCGCCUUCGCAACGUGCGUCGUGCUGGUCGACAUCUUCAUUACACUGCGUACGGCAAACUGCUCACAGCAGCUGGCAAGGCAAAACAGACUAACCGCGUUGCGGAUAUUCUGGCUAUGGCCAAGCAUGACGUGCCCUUCAACCCUGAAAUUCAAGCUGUCAGAGCAGGCUGGAUUGGUAUCAUCGAUUCGGCUGUCGCGGCUUAUUUGACUGCUGGUGACCGACAGACGGCUACCAAGUACCACGAACAGCUCUUGGAGAUGGGUGCGGCUCCUUCCGCCAAUACCUUCGGCAUCUACAUCACCACCCUGGCAAACACAUUUGAUGAAGCAACCGAGGCUGUCAAGAUCUUCCAACGUGCCAUCUCCGAGGGUGUUACUCCUAGCGUGUUCUUGUACAAUGCUGUCAUUGGGAAGCUUGGCAAGGCCCGGCGAAUCGACGACUGCCUGCGGUACUUUGGGGAGAUGCAGAGCAUGGGCAUGCGUCCGUCCUCGGUCACUUACGGCACACUUGUCAACGCUCUCUGUCGCACCAGCGAGGAGACUUUUGCCGUUGAGAUGUUCGAUGAGAUGGAAGCCGCCCCAAACUACCGGCCGCGUCCGGCCCCCUACAAUUCGAUCAUCCAGUACUUCCUCAACACCAAGCGCGACCGUAGUAAGGUGCUCGAGUACUACGAGCGGAUGAAGUCUCGCAACAUCAAGCCUACUUCGCACACCUAUAAGCUGCUCAUCGAAGCGCAUGCAUCGCUGGAGCCUGUUGAUCUUGUCGCCGCUGAAGGUAUUCUUGCGGAGAUGAAGGCGGCUGGUGUCAUGCCCGAGGCAGUACACUACGGCACACUCAUCCAUGCCAAGGGCUGCGUCAUGCACGACAUGGAGGGCGCGCGAUCGCUUUUCAACUCGAUUGUUGCUGGCGGCAUCAUCAAACCCACCGACAAUCUCUAUCAGAACCUGCUUGAGGCCAUGGUCGCCAAUCACGAGGUGACCAAGACUCAAGAUGUUCUCGAUGACAUGAAUCGUCGCGGCGUGCGCAUGACACCAUAUAUUGCGAAUACUCUCAUUCACGGCUGGGCCGGUGAAGGUGACGUUGCGAAGGCUAAGACCAUCUUCAACGAGCUAGGAGCUGACAAGUGCGAACCCAGCACAUACGAAGCUAUGACUCGUGCAUUCUUGUCGGUCGAAGACCGCGAGAGUGCCAACGCUGUCGUGCAGCAGAUGCUCCUCAAGGGAUACCCUGCUGCCGUAUCAGAGAAGGUGCUUGCGCUUGUCGGUGGCGCGGCUGCUUAA
This is a messenger RNA of Cyphellophora europaea CBS 101466, 3807 nucleotides long. RefSeq lists its product as uncharacterized. Gene Ontology annotation, molecular function: protein binding. The transcript has a single exon. Lineage: Eukaryota; Fungi; Ascomycota; Eurotiomycetes; Chaetothyriales; Cyphellophoraceae. The record is from RefSeq and is a predicted model, not a curated record. Bases 1 to 3807 code for a protein of 1268 amino acids.